Messenger RNA from Poecile atricapillus (Black-capped chickadee), 3600 nucleotides. RefSeq names its product endomucin (gene EMCN). The transcript has 12 exons. Lineage: Eukaryota; Metazoa; Chordata; Aves; Passeriformes; Paridae. The coding region runs from base 125 to 922 and encodes 265 amino acids. The record is from RefSeq and is a predicted model, not a curated record.
AGUGACCAAGCACAGUCACCACACCACACACCUUUUUCCAUGGAGUAAUUAAGGCCUGCCUCAGAGUGAGAGAGCACUCACUGCCCAGCUGCCUAAGGGAGAGCUGACAGAACUACCACCAAGCAUGAAGCUCCUGGGGACUGCCUUCUUUUUCCUUGCUGUACUCUGUGUUUGCACUGUAGGAGAAGAUGGCAUUGAAACCCCUACUGCCAAGCCAAACGCUUCUACAGCAACAUUAAAAGCUGCAGUGGAACCUGUGACUACAACAACUUCGCAAACAAUAACACUGGCAGUGCCCGUGCCGACAACUGCAGUCAAAGCUGCAGAUGAAAACAUCACAAUCAGCCCCAUGUCUUCUUCACCUAAUGCUACGUCACAAACAACACAAGGUACAACAGAAAAACCUCCAGCAGUGACUUCAGUAGCAAGUACAAGUCUCAGCACAACAAACACUACACAAGCAAGUGGAACACAGUCGGCAGAAAAUAAAAAUUUGGAUGCUGCAUCUACUACAGGACAGUCUUUUUCUUCUACAGUCUCUCCAGAAAGAAACACUUCUGCUUCUGGAACCUCCGGCCUUCCCAUGAGCUCUCCAACAAGCACAACAAAGCCAACUUCUGAAAGUCCUAAAAGCAGUUCUGGAAACCAGACUCAGACAGGGAGUGAUAUCAACUAUUCUAAUGUUAUCUUGCCAGUUGUCAUCACCCUGAUAGUCAUUACCCUCUCUGUCUUCUCACUGGUGGCUUUGUACAAAAUGUGCCAGAAGAAAACUCCAGAGAGACAAGAGAAUGGCGCUGAACAGGCCCAGUCAGGUAAAGAAGGAGUCAAACUUCUUUCCGUGAAGACAACUUCUUCUGAGACUGGAGAGCACUCAUCUCAUGGGAAGAAUAAAACUCGGCAACUUUUCACAUCUCAGCAGUAAAUAUAUGUGAAGCAGCCUGUUUUAUCACAAUAUGCAGGAGCGUCUCACCAAAGUUGUGUUUCAAUGGGAAAUGUGGAGAGGCUGAAGCUUUUUUACCAUCAGGACACUUGUGUUAAUGACCAGGUUUUGACUCCUAAAUCUCAAGCAUCUCCUUUCCCUUCUGGAAUGACAUGUAAUUUUUUGAUGGCUUAAUAACUGGUAUAUCAUGUAUAUUUAUUAUUUUCACAUAUAGUAAAAGCAGGGAAACAAGGUUGAAGACAAUGUAAAAACAAGAAGGGUGAAGAUAAUGUAAAAAUUUGGUGAUGUUUCCAUAGUAGCUACUAAAAAUGUUUUGUGCACACACAGGAAGGAAUAUGUCAGCAUACUUUGUUGAACUUUUGGUAGCUAGGGAUGUUUUAAUUGUAUGUUACAGAAUGGAAACAGGGCCUGAGCCUUGAUAAAGGACUGGGCAAACAGCCACUAUGAAAAUUAAUUCAGUGAUUUGCAUGAGACUCCUCACUGUAGCACAUGCUUUUCUUGUCAUAAAUGUUUACAGGGUGGGAUGCCUGGCUGAGAUGCUGAAGUGUGUGCUUCUUCUCUGUGAAGGGAGGAAUAUACCUUGCACUGAGGCUGUUUGAAAUUCUGUAAAUUACUGAAUACAAUCCUUUCAAUGUAGCAGGCAAUAGUUGGUUUUCACCUGUUCCUUGGCUAAUUGCACUACGUGUGCUACAAAUAUGACUUCCAUAUAGCCUGGGGCACACAAUGGGAAUCAGCUAGGUAAGCAAUUUCACAGAUGAACUUUCUUCCCUGUGUUCUGAGUAAUGCAUGGGAUUCCUGCGGGUUAUUGAAUAACUCUGGAAGUUCAAAGAGUGUUUCAAGUGCUAAUUACAGACACUCUUAAUUUGUACAGAGCUGACAGUUCCAAAAUAUCAAGUAGUGCUUCUACCUGUAUGUACCCUACCUUUCUAGAACUAUAAACGUUUGAAAGUUAUAUUACUGUGAGCAUCUGCUCAGUCUGAAUCCACUGACUGUAGCAUUCAAAGAAUUACCUUUUUUUUAAUUGGGAAAUGGAAGGAAGACAACUUGUUGUCUAAGUCCAGGACCAAGAUCCAAGACAGUCAUCUGAGUUUUGAUACGUAUUGAUACAAUGCAUUUGAGGAACUUUUCUCUCCAAUUUUCUUCUCUGAAAUAUUAAAACUUGACUAGCACUAUAGUGAGAGAUUGAGAAGAUUUAUUAAUUCAUGUCUAUAGACAAAUCUGAAAAGUGAUUAUUUCCCUGUGCUUGGCUGUUGCUCUUACUUCCAAUUUGGCGGGUCUGAUAAUCUUCUGUCUUAGUGGCACCAUGAGAGACUUCUGGUGAAGCUCAAUAAAAGAUGGGGAACAAGUGUCCAUGCUGCAGCUGAACUUACAUAGUUCAUUCAGGUAUUCUUGGAUCAUUUGUGUUCCUCAGGAGCAGAAAAGUCUUGGAUGCCUACUUUGGAAUGGUCAGGCCAUCCAAUAGUUGCAGUUGGCAUCUGCAACUGUUCUGGUUCCUGAUUGAUGAGGUUUCCUUCAAAAAAAAGCAGUCAUUCUGGAUUUUCAUGUUGAUUAAGAACCUGAGGUAUUUUGUAGUGUGUUGUAUCAUAGUGAAAGGAGAGUAGAGAGAAACAGAGAAAUAUUUUGAAAUAUCUGUGUUUUUUUCCAAAAUCUGUUCAGAAACUACCAUAUUGUGUCAAGAAAAAUAAAUUUACUGCCUAUUAAAAUUUAUUAUCUUUACUAAGUAGCUCUCCUUUUCUGUUUGCAGAAAUGCAAUCCAUUGCCAACAAUUAUUGUCCAUUGCUCCACAUGCCUGUUUCACAGAAUGAGGUAGAGCCUUUAUGGCAAGCCCGGAGAGCAGACAUUAAAUAUUCUGGGCAUGGUGGUGGCAGGGGCUCUGUGAAACCUUGAAGAAGCCAUGCUAGAGGUGGCAAGUGGAAACUCCUCCUCAUCACAAUCAGUGAUGGGGAGAGGAGAGGCCUCUCUGCAAAUCCUGAUACCAGAAAAGUGAAUAACAGCAAAACAGGGAAGGUGUUUGAGCUCUUCAUGGUGAGGGGCAUGGUAGACAACCAAGCACUCAACAGAAGGCUGGGAAACAUCUCUCAAAGAGACUGACUUGUGCUGAGUGUGUAUGAAGUAAAAAGAUGAGUUUAGUGGACAGCAGAAAUAAGGGCCGGAGAUCCUCUUAACCCCAGAAAUGAUAAAACUUUUGGUAAAAGGAGACACAUGAACUUCCAUUCUUGUUAAGAAUCUUAAGGGAACUGAUGUUUGUAUGAAGAAGACAGAUUUGCUUGAAGGAUAUCUGUAAAGCCCAGAAAGUAUUUGAAAGAAUAUUUGGGGUGCUUUUCUUCUGUAGAGUUGGAGGUGCUGGAAUUGCCUUUAAUAGGAGGUGAUGAACUAUUUGCAGAGAGAACUCUGUAUUUGAAGAAGUUACAUGCAAUGGCUUAGGUAGAUGAAAAAGAAAUGAAAAAUCAAUUCAGGUUGUCUGGCUCAACAGCUCUGCUGUAAUAUGUGUCUAAAAGAGCCACUAGAAUUUUUCUAAUCACUAGUUUGUCAAAAAAAAACCCAGAAGUUAAAGUUGGUCCUCCAAUAUAAAGUUUGUCUAUAGGAGAAUACUAGGAAAAUGUAUCUAUAUUUGUAUAAGUCUUCUCACCAAAGUUUGACUAAAUCCUCUGAGGACAGUC